Mesorhabditis spiculigera is the source of this 996-nucleotide messenger RNA. The record is from the annotation of a GenBank genome assembly. Lineage: Eukaryota; Metazoa; Nematoda; Chromadorea; Rhabditida; Rhabditidae.
AUGGCCGUCAUCAUGAUGGCAAGCCUGGGCCCGAUCCUAAUUAUCACUGCAGUCCUCUUCCUCUGCUAUUUUGCAUGCGCUAAAACUUGGUGUGAGCAUUGUGCCAGCGAGGGCAAAGUGGAUGACAGUCGCAACUUAUCGAUCUGCAUGCCGAUCACAUACCUCAUCGAGGUUAUACCGCCGUUGCUGGAUCUUUUCGCCGGCCGCCCCACUCGAAAAUCAACACGUCGUAGUGUCCGAAUUGUAGCGCCUGAGGAAAGCAGCACUAUGGAUUUGAGCACUUCAACGCAACUGCCGAUCUCCAUCCAAACCGACGGCAAGCAUUAUUUGAAAGAAAGGACCUGGAAUGUCUUCGACAACCCACACGGAACGGUGCUAUAUUCGCAGGGUCAUGAUUGGAGUCAGCUACAAAAUCGAGGUGCCGGAAUUCCGUUGAGCCCGAACUCACAGCUAGGAUCUCCGCUUCCCUACCCCGCCGAUUCUGCGCUCCAACUACCGUACCCGAUGUCGCCAGGCAACUACAGUGAAGCUUAUAGGGUCCAAUCGCCGGGUUCUUCUAGCUAUCCGCAGCACUCGCCCGAUAUUCAGAUGCAAGCGAUUUUCGUGCGAACUACAACAACGACUCAUCGAAGGACGACGCUGAGCCCGAGAACUGAUUAUACCUUGGCAAAAAUCGACAAAUCCAAGUAUGCCGCGAAAGCUCUAGCUAACGCGGCGUAUCGCAUGAAGAUCGUGAAGUUUCUAUACAAGCGGAUUGGAGAUAACCCGGCUGAGGUAGUCGGCAAGAUCAAAUCACCAAUCCUGAAGGACAAGGAUAUGGCGGAAAAUACGCUUCCAAAAAAUCUACCCUUAAUCCUCGAAUCAAAUGAAAAUCCCCUUACUCAAGAUGCGGCUGUAUUUUCCGUCCCUGCUACCCGAAUGAACUAUCCGCCGUUACAACCCCCAUAUUACCGAUUUUAUGGCCCCAUGUUCUACGAUUGGGCGUGGUAUCGUCGC